This is a messenger RNA of Eptesicus fuscus (big brown bat), 2278 nucleotides long. It is a transcript of the gene YY2, whose product is annotated as YY2 transcription factor. Gene Ontology annotation, cellular component: PcG protein complex; transcription regulator complex. NCBI's taxonomy places the organism in Eukaryota, Metazoa, Chordata, Mammalia, Chiroptera, Vespertilionidae. Gene Ontology annotation, molecular function: DNA-binding transcription factor activity, RNA polymerase II-specific; RNA polymerase II cis-regulatory region sequence-specific DNA binding. Gene Ontology annotation, biological process: regulation of transcription by RNA polymerase II. The transcript is spliced from 3 exons. The record is from RefSeq and is a predicted model, not a curated record. Bases 73 to 1206 code for a protein of 377 amino acids.
UUUCCGCCGCCUUCCAGAAGCCCGCCCUGCGCUGCCGCCUCGUAGCGAAAGCCUCGUCAAGAGCUCUCAGCCAUGGCUUCAAACAACUUUAUCUACAUCACCCCAGAAGACAUGGAGGAGGCUGCCAAGUUUUUGGAAUUGCACCAGGUACACCUAGAGACCAUUGCUAUGGACGGUAUCCCCGCAGCGAUGGAAACCAUCGAGUAUCCGGAUCUCAGCGGCAAUUGGGUCCACGGUGGCCACCACAGUUCACCUCUGAUUGCGCUGCAGCCGCUCGUGGUUAACACGAACGAAGGGGACCAGAUCAUGGUGCAGACCCAGGAGGAAGUGGUGGGCUAUGAGUCCGACGACGAGCGGGCUAAGUUCCCGGAGGUGCCGAUCCCUGCCCCUGACCUGGAGGAGGAAGACGACGUCUACUUCCAGCGGACUCUGUCUUCCCUGUCGGCCUCCGCGGCGUCGACGAGCAAGAAGAUCAGGAAGCGCAGCAGCCACGACAAAAAGCCCAAAAAGAAACGCACCGCCAAAAAGGCGGUCGCGGUCGCGGUCGGGGCGGCGGGAGGCGGCGGCUCCGGGGGAGGCGGCAGAAAGUGGGAGCAGAAGCAGGUGCAGAUCAAAACCCUGGAGGGCGAGUUCUCCGUCUCUAUGUGGUCCCCCGUUGGUGAGAGAGACCAGGUGAUUGAAAAACAGAGUCCGGUGAACUUACCGAACUUCUCUCCCAAUUAUUCAGAGUAUAUGACGGGGAAGAAGCUUCCUCCUGGAGGAAUACCUGGCAUUGACUUAUCCGAUCCCAUACAGCUGGCAGAAUUUACUAAAAUGAAGCCCAAAAAGCCCCAAGAUGACAUUCCAAGAACUGUAGCUUGCCUUCAAAGGGGCUGCGGAAAGAUGUUCCGGGAUACCGCGUCGAUGAGAAAGCAUCUGCACACCCACGGCCCUAAAGCCCACAUAUGUGCCGAAUGUGGCAAAGGUUUUGUUGAGAGCUCAAAAUUAAAACGGCAUCAACUGGUGCAUUCUGGAGAAAAGCCUUUUCAGUGCACCUUUGAAGGCUGCGGAAAAUGCUUUUCCCUGGAUUUCAAUUUGCGUACCCAUGUGCGAAUCCAUACCGGCGAUCGGCCCUAUGCCUGCCCCUUCGAGGGUUGUGAUAAGAAGUUUGCUCAGUCCACUAACCUGAAGUCUCAUAUCUUAACGCAUUCUAAGAAUAAAGAAUAGCCGGUGAAAAGGAGAAAAGCUCCUUUUUUUGAUUCCCACAUAUCUAAGGGUGAUGUUUUCAUAGAUUCGUUUAAAAAAUUAAAAGGUUCAAAAUGAUAAGAUGCCGUUGUUAAGAUGUCAUGUUUUGAUAGAGUAGUAAAAGUAGACGGUUAACGUAAAAAGUGAAAAAAGGUUAAAAUACAAGUAAGAUUACAUUGUUCUGUAGUGUCAUUUGAAAAACAUGCUGUUUUGUCAAGUUUGAUCCCAAAACAUGCUGUUUUGUCAAGUUUGAUUCAUAGACUUCACAUCAAAAGACUUUUUGUGCAACCGUGCUAAAAAUGGGACUUUUUUUAAAGUUCUGUAUUUUUCAAAUGUUCAUGUUUGUACUUUUAGGACUGUGUUUAAUAAUUAUAUGUGUGGGUUUUUUUGGAAGUCGAUAACUUUACUUACUGUAGAUUUUGUUUAUGAGAAUGAAUAGUCAUAUAUGUACGUGAAGUAUUUUCCUGUUUAAAAAUAGGUUAUAUAGGUUUUAUUUGCUAUCUUAAUUUUGGUUGUAUUCUUUGAUAUUAACGUAUUUUGCAUAACUAUCUUUUAGCUGCGUGAAUGAUGUAUAUGUAGUAUUGAAUAUUAGAUGUGGUUAAUAGUAUUAGUCAAUUUAAACCCAUUUUAGUCAAUUUAAACCUAUUUUAGUCAUUUUAUUUCUAAUAUUGCCAAGUAGAGUUUUUUAGUGUAAUUUCUUUGCUUCUUCGGUUAGAAAGCGCUGCUCAGCUGUAGUUGUAUUGUUUAUAUAAUGACUUUUUAGAUAUUUGAUAUGUACACCUUAUGUAGUAGGAAAGGCAAAAGUGAAAUACCUGUUCUAAAUAAAGGAAAAAAAAACUUGCCUGUAUAAAUACUGUAGCUAGAAAAUAGGAAGGAUGCUACUGGCAUCUGGGGAGUAGAAGCUAAACAUCCUGCAGUGCAUAAGGAAUUACCUGCCCCAAAAUGCCAAUAGUAAGAAAACCUGCUUUAGAGAAAGUAAAGUUGUUUUAGAUUCCUUUGUUGUACUUGUAAAUAUUAAUGGACAAGAGGUUGUUUAAAUAAAGGAAAUCUAUGG